AUGCAAUGUAGCUCUGUUACAGAAACAGUUACAGCUAGACGAGCUUCUUUACACACCAUUAACAAGAUUAUCGUCUAUGAGGAUUAUAACUUCAAGGGCCGCACCAAAGAGUUCACCUCAGACGUCGCCAACUUAGCUAGACAUGACUUUAAUGACAUCAUCUCCUCUGUACACGUCAUGGGGAAACUAUGGGUGGCAUACAAAGAUUGUCAUUUCCGUGGUGAGCGGUACAUCUUCGAGGAAGGAGAAUAUCCUGCCGUGGAAAUAAAUGAUUCUAUUUCAUCACUGCAGUUGGUGAAAGAUGACCUGACAAAUCCUCAGAUCACUCUGUAUGAAUAUCCAAAUUAUGGAGGCAGAAGCGUUGUCCUCACCUCUGAGAAAGAUUUGAGUGCUGUCAACUUCAAUGAUACAGCGUGUUCUCACAAGGUGCAGAGAGGGGUAUGGGUCCUCUACGAGUACGAGAACCGAGGCGGCGCGAAGAUGAUCGCCAAAGCUGGUGAAGCUGUUGAAAAAUAUGACUGGUGGAACAAGAAAGUGAGCCAUGUGCGUCCUGUCAAGGCAGGAAAGUAAGGAGAAUGGAGGUUCCAGUCAAGAGUUCUGGGAGUGCAGGUGCCAAACUUGAACUCAAUCAUCGCUGAAUACUUGUUAAAUUUCAUGAUCCAGUCUCUCCAAAGUUGAAUUAAUGUGCAAAUGUGAAUGAAAAAGGAAUUUUAAUGAAUAUAUGUGUUUAUAUGUAUGAUUGCAAUGGGAAUGAAUGUUUCAGCUGUAUUUUCCAGUCUGUGUAAACACCCUGAAUUUUUUAAUAACAUAAGGAUGGAAUUUUUCAUGGAUUUAAUGUGACUGAUUGAUAACUGUU
This is a messenger RNA of Trichomycterus rosablanca, 856 nucleotides long. RefSeq names its product epidermal differentiation-specific protein-like. The record is from RefSeq and is a predicted model, not a curated record. The transcript has 3 exons. Gene Ontology annotation, molecular function: structural constituent of eye lens. Lineage: Eukaryota; Metazoa; Chordata; Actinopteri; Siluriformes; Trichomycteridae. Gene Ontology annotation, biological process: lens development in camera-type eye; visual perception. Bases 1 to 570 code for a protein of 189 amino acids.